CUUCAAACUUAUUCUUUUGUUUUUCAAACGCCUUUUCAUUUGUGUUUCGUGAUGGAAUUUGCCAAUGGUGGUGAAUUGUUCUUCCACUUGCAACAAAAUCGCAUCUUUAGCGAAGCAAGAACUCAGUUUUAUGGAGCAGAAAUCAUUCUUGCUCUUGGUUACCUGCAUGAGCAGUGUAUUGUUUAUAGGGAUAUGAAGCUCGAAAAUUUGCUUCUGGAUAAAGAUGGACACAUAAAAAUUGCUGAUUUCGGGUUGUGUAAAGAAGAUAUAUCAUUUGGAGAUCGAACAAGAACUUUUUGCGGUACACCGGAAUAUCUAGCUCCUGAGGUUCUUGAAGAUAAUGAUUACGGGCGUGCAGUAGAUUGGUGGGGCGUUGGGGUUGUGAUGUAUGAAAUGAUGUGCGGUCGGCUACCGUUCUAUUCCAAAGAUCAUGAAAAGUUAUUUGAAUUGAUUCUUACGUGUACCAUUCGCUUCCCAUCGAAAUUAAGCGCACCAGCAAAGGCACUGUUAGAUGGAUUGCUGAUAAAGGACCCGAAUAAUAGGCAAGUGAAACCUUUUUCUUUUCUCUCUAUCGCAAAGAAAUUACUCCUCCGUUCAGGCCGAACGUGCAGUCUGACACUGACACUUGCUAUUUUGAUAAGGUUACCAUCUAAAAAUGUAUUUCAUUGCAUUUAUGUAUCUUGUAAAAAUGACCUACUCAUCUUAAUAGAAAUCUAUGAUUAUACUUAUUAG
Molecule: messenger RNA, 732 nt
Organism: Thelazia callipaeda (thelaziosis nematode)
Lineage: Eukaryota; Metazoa; Nematoda; Chromadorea; Rhabditida; Thelaziidae
Source: the annotation of a GenBank genome assembly